AUGGCGAGAGUUCUUGCACAGUCCCGGCGUCGGAUUCUACCACUCGCAGCGCCUUCCCGUUGGUGGGUUGAGCAACCCUUGGAGCCUUCUACAUGGACGCUGAAAUUGGACGCCCAGUCACCAAACAUCAGCGGCAUCAGGUUGCUUAGUAUGCAAGCAAAUUCUCCUGCUCAAGCCCGACCAAUGGGUUCUAUGAAAGUGUCCAUGACAAGUCCAGGGUUUGUAUACGAUCCAUAUUCACCACGUGAACCAAUCUCAUUCUUGUCUAGAUGGUUCACUAGAUCGGGUUGGAAGAGAUUGAAAGAAGAUAUUAUUCUAGAGCUAAAAAGUGCUUAUGCAAUUGCAAAAUUAAGGAGAUCUGGGUAUUCAAAGAAGAAGUUCUAUGAAGAAGCUGCUGAGUUAUACAAAGAGAUUAACACCCAAAUAGCCGAUGGAGACAAAGGAAUAUUGAGAAAGUCAGUAACAGAGAACAUGUAUUCUGCUCUCAAGAACGAAAUCAAGCAAAGGGAGAAAGUUUGGAGUCAUGUCUACUGGGAACUAGUGAUGCCAAUUGUCAAAAUACGAACUCUGCGAGCUCGAUUGGCAAAUCGAAACGACCUCAAUAAAGUGUUUGUCCAACUUACUCUUGAAUUUCUUAGUAAACAGAAGUUUGAGGCUUAUGACUCCAGUGGAGCUGUUGUUGCUGGUGAUAAAAACAAGGAGGUUCUCGUACGUGAUAUAUGGGUCUUUGAGAAAUCGCUUUUCCACCAAGGAGCGUUCUGGCGUCUUUGUGGAAGAAUCAAAGUUUAG
Messenger RNA from Striga hermonthica, 789 nucleotides. Lineage: Eukaryota; Viridiplantae; Streptophyta; Magnoliopsida; Lamiales; Orobanchaceae. The record is from the annotation of a GenBank genome assembly.